Cynara cardunculus var. scolymus (artichoke) is the source of this 2692-nucleotide messenger RNA. RefSeq names its product microtubule-associated protein TORTIFOLIA1. Gene Ontology annotation, biological process: multicellular organism development; unidimensional cell growth; circumnutation. Bases 87 to 2459 code for a protein of 790 amino acids. The transcript is spliced from 6 exons. Gene Ontology annotation, molecular function: microtubule binding. NCBI's taxonomy places the organism in Eukaryota, Viridiplantae, Streptophyta, Magnoliopsida, Asterales, Asteraceae. Gene Ontology annotation, cellular component: cortical microtubule, transverse to long axis. The record is from RefSeq and is a predicted model, not a curated record.
UGUCAACCAAAUCUUUGAAAUCCAAGAAACCCCCAUCACCACCACAAAAUGCAUCAAGAUCCUCUUCUCUUUCUUCCCAUCUCGCCAUGAUUGAACUCAAACAUAGAAUCUUGACUUCCCUCUCCAAGCUCUCCGAUAGAGACACCCACCAGAUCGCCGUCGAAGACCUUGAAAAGAUCAUCCAAACCCUAACCCCCGAUGGCAUCACAAUGCUUCUCAAUUCGCUCUACGAGGCUACUAACGACAACAACAAACCCGCCGUCAAGAAAGAAGCAAUCCGCCUUCUCUUCUUCCUCUGCGCCACACACACCGAAUCAGCUGCUUCUCAUCUCACAAAGAUUAUAGCCCACAUUGUGAAAAGGCUUAAAGACUCUGACUCCGGUGUUAAAGACGCUUGUCGAGAGUCGAUUGGACAGCUUUCUUCUCUGUAUUUGAAAGGGGAGGGGGCUGAGAAUAUUGGGUCUGUGGUUUCAUUGUUUGUGAAGCCUUUAUUUGAGGCUCUGAAUGAUCAGAACAAAGGGGUACAAGCUGGUUCAGCAAUGUGUAUGGCUAAGAUGGUUGAAAUGGCGUCAGACCCACCUAUAUCUGCUUUUCAAAAGCUCUGUACCAGGAUCUGCAAGUACCUCAAUAACCCAAAUUUCUUAGCCAAGGCUGCACUUUUGCAAGUGGUUUCUAGUCUUUCUCAGGUUGGUGCUAUUUCUCCACAAGGCUUGGAGCCACUGCUUCAAAGUAUUCACGACUGUCUUAGCAAUUCUGAUUGGGCAACUCGAAAGGCAGCUGCUGAUGCAUUGAAUGCCUUGGCUUUGCAUUCAAGCAACUUGAUCACAGGAAAAACGGGUUCUACAAUAACUGCCCUUGAGGCUUGCCGCUUUGAUAAGAUAAAACCUGCAAGAGACAGUAUAAUAGAGGCUUUACAACAAUGGCAGGGUCUUGCAGGAGGUUCUGAAGAUCAAAAAACAUCUGAUUCUGAACCAGCCAAGUCGGAUGACAGAAAAACAGAAGCUCGAGCAAAGGAUGAUGAAGCCGAGGGUAGCAACGUACCUGAGAAGGCAGUUGGAAUAUUGAAAAAGAAGGCACCUGCUUUAAGUGACAAGGAACUAAACCCUGAGUUCUUCCAAAGACUUGAAAGAAGGGUUUCAGGUGAAGUGGAAGUGGUCGUCCCUCGUAGAUUUGUCAAGUCCUCGAAUGAGCAAAUUGAAGAAGAGUCUGGGAUUAAUGAUACAGAAGCAGGAUCACAGUCAAAAGAGAGCUACCAAAAAGUGGACAGAGGAGUUGGUGCUCCUAGAAGGCGAGAAUUUGACGAUAUGAAUGAUCCAAGUCAAAGGGAGGGAUUGAGGAGUAAUAAAGGUAACUGGUUGGCUAUCCAGAGGCAAUUACUGCAAUUAGAGAGACAACAAGCUCAUCUCAUGAACAUGUUGCAGGAUUUCAUGGGUGGAUCUCAUGAUGGCAUGGUGACUCUAGAGAACAGAGUGCGGGGUCUUGAGCGAGUUGUUGAAGACAUGGCACGUGAUCUGUCAAUAGCAGCCAAUAAUCGGAGAGGUGGUAAUUAUAUGAUGGGGUUUGAGGAAUCUGGUAGACAAUUAGGCAAGUACAAUGGCUKCUCGGACUAUCCGAAUGCAAAAUUAGGGAGGAAUGAUGAUGGGGUCUCUUACAUGGGUUCAAGUAUGAGGGGUAGAGGAUCUUCGUGGAGAUCAGAUGUGCCAGAAAGUUGGGAYUACCAUGCAUAUGGCAGAAAUUCACAAAUGGGUUURAGGAGAGCAGCUAUGGAUGGUAGGUCGCCUAAAUCAGAUAAUGGAAGUGAACAGGUGAACAGGAGAGGUUGGGGGGAUAAAGGGGGUGGGCCAGCUAGGUUCGGGGAGGGGCCUUCUGCAAGAAGUGUUUGGCAAGCUUCAAAGGAUGAAGCCACGUUGGAAGCCAUUAGGGUGGCCGGUGAAGACAACGGACCUAUCCGAACUGCUCGAGUGGCUGUUCCUGAAAUGACGGCCGAAGCAAUGGGAGAUGACAGUCUUGUGCAGGAUCGUGACCCAGUUUGGACAGCUUGGACUAAUGCAAUGGAUGCACUUCAUGUGGGUGACAUUGAUACGGCAUUUGCUGAAGUUUUGUCUACUGGGGAUGAUCUUUUGCUUGUGAAGCUGAUGGACAGAACAGGGCCUGUAGUUGAUCAGCUCUCCAGUGAGGUAGGAACUGAAGUUCUGCAUGCUGUUGCCCAAUUUCUUCCAGACCCCAACUUGUUCGACAUCUGCUUGUCUUGGCUUCAACAGUUGCUCGAUAUGAUUGUAGAGAAUGGAACAGAUAUGGUGGGAAUCCCGAUGGAAGUGAAAAGAGAGAUUUUGGUGAAUCUGAAUGAAGCUUCUUCAACCAUGGAGCCUCCUGAAGACUGGGAAGGUAUGGUGCCAGACCAACUCUUGUUGCAACUGGCAUCUGCCUGGGAUAUUGACCUGCAACAGCUAGAGAAGUAAACUGGUUUGAUGCAUAUUUAUUUCAAAUUUGCUGGCUGCAUAGGGGGCAGUCCUUGGAGAUGGCCCUUGCAUUCAGAUUUUGCUUCUUGCAACUCAAUCUUUGAUUGAAGAUAGGGGUAUUGGAUUUGGUUUUAUCAGCUUUGACAUCAAAUGUAGAUGAAACAAGAUGAAGGCUUCUAUCCUUGGUUUGUUUUUCAAAUUUGCACUCAGAGUAAUGAAAUGGUUUUGUAUGC